AUCUCAUUGCUACCUAAAUCUGGUGUGAUGGACUUCAAUAUCCGCUACAAUGUCACUGUCAAUGGACCGAAGAUUCAAGAUCACUUUUCAUCGAUUUUUGCUACAUACCACCACAUACCAGUACUCUUCACAAUUUAUUUCUUUACGGUCAAGUUGAUCGGUCCAAGGAUGAUGAGUGAGAGAAAACCAUACGAUUUAAAGACUGUUUUAAGGAUUUACAACCUAGCACAAGUAUUCAUUAACUCUUAUCUGUUAUAUCUGAUAAUUUUUAAUUGGGGAUAUGGAAUACUGAAAGCAUGGAAUCAUAUUUGUAACCCUGUUACUGAAACUGUCGGCUUCGAUCAUCAGAACCAGAUAAUAAUGUUAAAAGUGAUGUACUAUUAUUAUCUUAACAAAAUUUUAGAUCUUUUAGACACAGUAUUUUUUGUAUUGCGGAAAAAGCAAUCGCACGUCACUUUUCUGCAUUUGUUUCAUCACUCAACUAUGAUAUUAAGCACGUGGAUAACGGUUGUUUAUUUAAGAGAGCAAGUCGGAUCUCUUUUUGGUUUUCUCAACAUUGCAGUGCAUAUUUUGAUGUAUUCAUACUACUUUUUGUCAUCAUUUGGACCAUCUAUGCAAAGAUAUUUAUGGUGGAAGAAACAUCUAACAAGAAUGCAAAUGCUACAAUUCAUAAUGAUGUUAGCAAUACUGGCAAAAAUGAAGAUGGUUAGCUGCACAAUCAGCCCUUGGUUUUGGACUUUGUGGUGUUUUAAUAUCUCAUCUUUCUUUAUUCUCUUUUUACACUUUUAUAUAAAAUCUUACAGGAAGAAAAAGGUUGAAUAAUAUGUGAUUAUUUGUUUUGUAAGGAUCGUAUUUUGUUUAAAUAGUUAACUAAUUUUCAAUUUCAUAUGACUGAAUUGUAAUGGAACCCUUGAAACUGUUUAUUCAAAGUAAUUGAACCAUGAUUAAUGAAUUGAUGAAAUUAUGCUAAUACACAAAACGAUGAAAUAUUGUAUAAAGAAUAAACAUUACACACUUUAUAUU
This is a messenger RNA of Nezara viridula (southern green stink bug), 1023 nucleotides long. Lineage: Eukaryota; Metazoa; Arthropoda; Insecta; Hemiptera; Pentatomidae. The record is from the annotation of a GenBank genome assembly.